Messenger RNA from Trichoderma harzianum CBS 226.95, 1047 nucleotides. RefSeq lists its product as hypothetical. Bases 102 to 698 code for a protein of 198 amino acids. The transcript is spliced from 2 exons. The record is from RefSeq and is a predicted model, not a curated record. Lineage: Eukaryota; Fungi; Ascomycota; Sordariomycetes; Hypocreales; Hypocreaceae.
AUAUAGAUCACCAUAGUGACAAAGAAGAUAUAAAGUCCAACCAUUCCCUCCUGAUUAUCAUCUUCUCCUUCUCUUCUCCUUUUAAAAUCUUUACACCGAUAAUGAACGCUCCAAUGCCAACAGUCUUCUCCUAUCGAACCAUCAACUCCAUCAAAAUGAUGCUCCUCCGCCUCCUCGUCGCAAUCUUCUUCCACCUCCCCACAGUCCUUUCCUUUCCCCAAAUCCGCACUCACGCUCAUCGUCACAACACGAGCGUGGAAAUCGAUCCUCCUCUACCAACAACAAUCCAUCUCAUCCCUCUCCCGAUCCCUCCAACAACAUCCUUCCCAACACCAACAACAACCUCAGAUCCCUGGACAGACAUGUGCAAACCCGGCGCCGAAUGCGACUGCACCCGCAUCCCAGAUAAAAACGGCGACGAAUACUUCCAAUGCGUCACCAAUCCCCUCUGCGAUCACUGCUGGAUCAACGUCACCACAAUUCAUCCAACUCCUCCAAUUCCUCCUGCGACGAACCUCUUUAGCACGGACUAUCGCACGCUUUUGCCGGGGACGUAUACUAGCUCUGAGGAUGGGACGGCGCAUGUCGUGGUUGUGCAGCCUUCGCAGCGUGUUACGACGAGGUUUGUGACUUUGACGCGGACGAGUUAUGUGACGCUUUCUGUGACGCCUUCGUGCGAUUGUUUCUUCACGCGAUAGUUUGAGGGCGGUGGGUUUUGGGGGGUGACUGUUGAGGGGAAGUGAUGAAGUGUGCUUUGGAUUUUCAGGGAUAAGGAGAAGAGGAUUCAACUAUGAGCCAGAAGCAGUCAUUCUUUUGUUUGGAUUGCCCGAGUAAUAUCAAGUCCAAGUAUGCAAAAGGAGAAAAAGAACAGCAGACUGAGAUCUAGAUAUAACACGACUAUCUCCUCCUAAUACUUAAUGUCGCUCUUCACAUCAAUUACAUCACUACUUUGCACUCAGACACAUUCUUACAAGUUCUCUUCAACGUAAUCCAUCAAUCAUCUCAUACAUCCUCUAGUAUACAAGUCAAGUUACACAGAAGUAUUUU